AUCUUUGGGAUUGACUCCGCUGUAAGCCUCUGGUUUGCCUCAGUACCGCUCUGUGUCUGGGAUAGAUAAGGAUACGCGCACUGUGGUGGAGGUUUUUCGCGCCCAUUCGUAAUUUGAAAUUCAAAUAGUGUCGGGAAAAUGUAUCGCACUCAUUGGAAUCGCAAACGAAUCUGUUAUCUCGCGGUCAUACUGAUUCUACUUUGGUUCCUAUUCCGCGGCGGUUAUAACGAUUAUGAAAUCACCGGAAUAAUUGAAAAUACAAAUCCGAAAGAUGUUUGGGAGUUUGUCGCUGACUUCAGCAAAAUGAUGAUAUUGAAUCCAACAAUCAUAAGCUUCAAGAUAACAGACGAUAGCGGAAACUACGAACACUGGAAAUAUUCAGUGAUCUAUAAAGAGCGGUUAUCACAUUGGCCCUACUGGGAAAACGUUGGCAUGGCCGAUUAUUCAGUUCGCUAUGAACAAGCAGCUUCCACAGAAAUCUACAUAGUCGCCUCGAAGCACACAACGUGUUUCCUCGCCGGCUUCUACUGUUUAUCAUCGGAAGGCGACUUCCGGUUCGCAGCCAAUGGUUCGGAUACGUUCUGCCGUGAGAAGGUGAGAUACCAAUGCCCACCCUUCUUUGGACGAAUGUGCCGGCGCGAAGUUGAGUUUCAGCGGAAUGCAAUAAUGGAGAAUUUGAAAAAGCAUUUUAGAGAUAAAACUGAAUGAAAAGAUUGUAGAUUGAUUGUAAUUAGAUAAAAUAUAUAUUUUCAUAGAAUCUCGAAUGUAAUCUCGCACCUCUUUAAAGUAUUUUAAAAUAUAUUAUUAGUUUU
This is a messenger RNA of Hermetia illucens (black soldier fly), 812 nucleotides long. RefSeq lists its product as uncharacterized. The record is from RefSeq and is a predicted model, not a curated record. The transcript is spliced from 3 exons. NCBI's taxonomy places the organism in Eukaryota, Metazoa, Arthropoda, Insecta, Diptera, Stratiomyidae. The coding region runs from base 139 to 708 and encodes 189 amino acids.